Molecule: messenger RNA, 7731 nt
Organism: Bacillus rossius redtenbacheri
Lineage: Eukaryota; Metazoa; Arthropoda; Insecta; Phasmatodea; Bacillidae
Exons: 2
Coding region: 2127-4079 (650 amino acids)
Cellular component (GO): nucleus
Molecular function (GO): DNA binding
Source: RefSeq, a predicted model, not a curated record
GCAGUUUCCUUAUUGUUCGUUGAAAUAAAUAAUUUGCAACUUUUAUUUUUAAAUGAAAAAUGGCAAUACCAAGCUGAAUUUCUAGGAAGACAACCUACAUUAGUCGGCGUAAACAAGAAACUCUUUAUUUCUAUCAGUAAGAUGGCUUCAACCAAGUUGAGGUAAAUUAAUAUUGUCACUUGCUGGAAAAGGACCUCAACUAAUUAAAAUUAGUGACAAGUCUUGCUAAAGGAGACCAGCAACAGUGUUUUGAAGGAUAAGCAUUGUGUCACGAAUUUCGCAUCAUAACUGAAGUGAGAGUCACACGUUUUCGUAAUAUGAUUGACAUACACUGUCAAAGUUAAAGUAGAAAUCUUAUAUACCUUACCUAUUUAUGAACAUGUUUCUUUACUGUAACCAGUCUUGCAUGUAUAGUAGUGCUAGCAAUUUAACGCUGCGCAGAUGAUAAUUUGUUUUCGAAUGGAAAUACUUUCUUUUUAUCCUCAGAUUCUUCAUGCAUUUGUACGUUGAAAGUGUCAACACCAUAUAAUAUUAUCUGCUAACUGGAACGUCUGUCAGUUUAUUAUUGAAUGCUCAUAUGAGUAUAUUAUUUUAAAAAUCAAAUUUUUUUUGUCUAUUUAUUUGUUUAAAUAUAGUUUAGUAAUUUUUUGGUAGGCAGCAUUUGUUGCAGAUCCGAUUCGCACUAUUCGCCCGACAUUUAGCAAACACGCCCUCUUGCUGUGCGUGAUACAUAACUUUGUUUACUUGCAAACUAUUUGUAACAAAAUUCGUUACGUAGUUGUAAAUUGUAGCAAGCUAAUCAUACUUUCAUCAAAUAAAUUUAAUUUUGUUAUUUUUAUUUUUUAUGUUGGUAAUUGAUUGUUUUGUAUUUUGUGACCCAAAUCGGUCGAUAUUGCCCUAUAUAAGAGAUAUAUAGGUUUGCACCCGCAAGUCACAAAUGAGGAUAUCUGUCUAGCAAGACAUUUUAUUACUACUUGUGAUUACUUUCGUGUGUUCAAGAUCAUGCGUGAUACAUAAUAAUGCCAACGUUCAGUUUCGGUCAAGCUAUCACUUUCGCUAUUGCAGCUAAUGAACUCGUUGCGAACAAAAUAGUGGCAUUUAAUUAUUUACUUCAAUUAGCGCAGUUGAGGAUUAUGAUACUUUUCUCGUUAUUCAGUUAACAUUUACUGGGUACAUAUUUUGAUAAUAGAAAAAAUUAAAAAUUUAGAAAAUUUAUAAACUCAUUGCAACUAACUUACAAGCAAUUACAUAAGUUUUAUUUUUUCUCUUUUGAUCUGCAGUAAGCUAACAUAAUGUCAAUCCCGCAUAAAUUUUGGACAGCCCUGUGGUACGCAUACAUUCUGUUUUUAACAAGUAUUUGCAUUCUGCCUCGCUUGUUUCUUGGAAUUUUGCGACAAACAAGCUACCAGCGCACCUGCGUCCUAGGAAGCACUUACCUUUACAUGAUGAAGUGUAAGGAAUAGCUAGUUCGUACUUAGGUAGUUUCAAUAAUGUGCAUUUUAACGAUGCUACAGUGGUCUUACACAAAUUAAAAAUUUGAUUCAUAAAGUUUUGUAAUCUAGCCUAUAUUCUGAUGAGUAAAACGUACCUAAUUGAACGACGCAAACUCAAACAAUAAAAUAGGAGAAUAUUUCAACUUUAAUUUAUAUGUCAAGUGAUGAUUUGUGUAAACACAAUAUCACUGAGAUGGUUCGACAUCGGUUAUGCGCAAUUUUUACAUGUAGGUACGCAAGGGACAGAAGUUUUUGUAGCACGUCUCCAAAAUAAUACAGGUAACCAUUGAGUGUCAUUACAAGCAUGCAAAUAAGUUUCGCUGAUAGACAUGGCUAACUUGUUCAUGAAAAGAUAAAGAUCAUAUUAUUUACAGCUUUAGUUAAACUGCAAAUCUAGGUGUUCUCACAAAACUGCGAAUUAAAGUAGUACAGUCAAGUGCCCAUACUUGGGACAUAUCCCUAAUUUGGGACAAUUUGGGAUGAUUGAUUUUUCAUAUUGGCAUACCUGAUAGCACUCUGUCAGUCUGUAACAGAAAUGUUUACUUUGUAGUGGGGAUGUGUAGCUAUCACAUGGUGUGUGUAUAUAAAGAUUUGGUACACUCUUAGAGAUUCUGUAUGGAUCACUGAGGAAAUAUGGCUACAGCUGUUAAAAAAGUUUAUCAUAAUUUUGACCAAGACACUCUUGAACGUGCUGCUAAAGCUGUUAAUGAUGGCAUGAGUUAUAGAAAAGCAGAACAAAAAUUUGGAGUCCCUAAAUCAUCCAUACAACGCAAAGUUAAAAAUGUACAGCAACAUCCAUAUGGUCGCCCUCCUGUUUUGAGUGAAACAGAAGAAAAGCAGAUCGCUGAAUACUUGGCUUUGGCAGGGGAGUGGGGAUUUCCCCUUACAGCUUUUGACAUCAGAUGUAUAAUCAAAAAAUACCUGGACAAGAAGGGCAUGGUCGAACCUCGUUUCAAAAACAAUUUGCCAGGAAAAAAGUGGAUUAAAUGUUUUCUGGCCAGGCAGUGUGUGCAAUUGAAAUAUAGAAUGUGUACUAACAUUAAAAGAUCCCGGGCGGCAGUUACUCCUGAAGCUAUACAGGCAUACUUCGAGGAAUUGUCUGUUUCACUGGCAGAUGUUCCAGCAGAAGCUAUACUGAACUACGAUGAGACGAGUAUGCAGGACAACCCUGGACAGGCUAAAGUGGUUGUAAGAAGAAAAUGUAAACAUCCAGAAAGAAUAAUUGAUUUCACUAAGUCAACUUUUUCUGUAAUGUUUUCCGGUUCAGCUAGUGGUGUGGCACUUCCACCCUAUGUGGUGUACAAGGCUGAGAACUUAUAUGACACAUGGACUGAAGGUGGACCCCCUGGCACAAGAUAUAAUAGGAGCAAAUCAGGUUGGUUCGAGGGCAAUAUAUUUCAGGAUUGGUUCCUAACAAUUGCUCUACCUUACCUCAAACGGUUAGGUGAUGGGCCAAAAGCUGUCAUAGGUGAUAAUUUGGCCAGCCAUAUUUCUGCAACAAUUCUGAAAUUAUGUGUUGACAACAACAUUCGUUUCAUUAUGCUGCCACCCAACAGCACCCACAUAUGUCAACCCUUGGAUUUGGCUUUUUUUAGCCCUCUUAAAACAGCAUGGCGGAAGCAGUUGACUGAAUGGAAGAUGAAAAACAAGGGGUCAGUAAGAAAAGAUCAGUUCCCUAGGCUUUUGAAAAAGACUUUGGAUGCCAUUGGUGAUAACAUUUCCACAAAUUUGAAAUCUGGAUUUAAGAAGAGUGGCAUUUUCCCUGUGGACAAGCAGAAGGUUCUUGAAAGCUUGCCAAGCACAUCAUCUGCAAAUGAAAGUGAUGUAGUAACUGCUACAGUAGCAUUGAAGUCUUCAUUUGAGGCAUUCUUACAACAAUCACGUGAAAAAGAAACAGGUGUAAAGCAAAGAAAGAAAAAGUUAAUCGUGAAUGCGGGGAAAAGCUUGGCUGCACAAGAUGUUCUAGAUGAAUUGCAGAAACGUUCACAGCCAAAAAGUAAACAAACCACAAAGCAGCAGAUAAACACGGGUGAGAAGGAAAAGUCCAAAGUGAAGAAAAAGAGAGGUUUGUGUCAAAAUAUUUUAAAACAAUCAGUUAAGAAAAUGAAAAUGAAGCAGAAAAGUGACACUUCUGAAGACAGUGAUUGCGAAAUUUCUCUACAUGAUAGUAACUCGUCAUUCGGUGAAGAUUUCUCGACACUGUUUGAUGAUGACAUUCAAGAAAUGCUAGAGAGGGAAACAUUAAGUGAGCAGAAAAUGGUUUAUGAAGAUGUUGAACCAAUAGAAACUGUUGAUAUUUGUGGACAACAAGCAGCGACCUCCAUGAAAGAAAAUGAUUUUGUUGUUGUUGAAGUUACUUAUGACAAAGGGAAAAAAUAUGAAUGUAAGAAAGUGUUCAUUGGCAAAAUUGUAGACAAGAAAAAUUCAAGAUACAAAGUAAGCUAUAUGAGAAACUAUUUAGGAUCAAAAGACGUGUUUGUUUUCCCAACUGUAGAGGAUAUCGAAGAUGGUGUUCCUAUUCACAGGAUUAAAAAGGUGAUCACACCCCAGAGCGAAAAUAGAGGACGAUUCAAGUUUCUUUUUUGAAAUGCAUUUUGAUGCAGAGUUCCUCCUAUCAAAAAGACUGGAAAAAAAGACUGAAAUGUUACAUAACUGUUUUGUUUAUAUGUAAGCAAAGCUAUUGAAAUAUUAAUACUAGGCUAUAUUUAUUAUCAAAUAAUUGUUGUUUAGUGAAUAGUCAUGUUGGGUGUCUAGAUGUAUCUCCAACCAUUACUUUAUAGCCUACUUUGUAAGCCAUUCUUUUUUAAACAAAAUUAUGUUGUCCUAUGUUAAAUUACAGGCUUCUUAGCAUGGUACACUGUGUGAAACACAUGAUGUCCCAAGUUAGGGGUAGUGGUUCCUUACUUGGGACAACACUGUUUUUCACUGGUGGGGAGGAGAGGGAAAGCUUUUUCGAAAAAACAUUUAAUUAUUCAAAAAGUACUAAAGUCCUUCAGAAACAAGUCAUGCACUAUUUGUGCUUUAAAGCUUAAUUUAUUAUGUUUAUUUGAGUUCAAAGUUCAAAACUGUCCCAAGUAUGGGGACUUGACUGUAUAUAGUGAAUUAGCUAUUUUCAGCCCCAGUUUGGUGUUUGUUGUACGAUUAUUCAUAUAACGUUAUAUGCCAAUGAUAUUUACCUAUAUGUUUCAUAAUUAAAUUACUUAUUUUAAUCGAAGCUUGUAGCUUCUCUUAUCAUACCGCCAAUAAUUUAACUCAGACCUACAUAAUAUUAAUUAUCAGCUAUAUCUUAGCUAGCUCUUUGAUAGUUCAUUUGGAAUACUGCAGUUAGGGUGCACACUUUACUGUUCAGCCGCAUGACUAUACCUGUGGUCUCGAAGCCGUAACAAUUUGUUACCACUUCACUGUAUAGACAAUUGAUGUUAAGACGAGAUGUUUGGUAUCACAACCGCGAUCCUCGUUACAUGAUCUUGGACGCAUUUGCGAUCACUGACUUCGAAAAUGUAAACAUUAUAUUACAUUCUCGAAAAAAAAGUCAUAAUUCGUACAUCCGAUGAGAUACCGUAUUGAAUAGAGACCCUAAUGUAAGCACUAGGCACCUAUGUAUUAACAGCUAAUUCUUAAAAAAAACUAUACCUUUCUAUGUUUUGUUUGAUUAAGCCAUCGUUAAUGUGAUGGCUGUUUGGCAUAACUAGAAACAAUUAAAUAAUUACACCAUCGGGUGAGCGAAGUACAUUAUACGGGGGCCGUUUGAAGAGGGGAAGGGGGGAAAUUGUCCCCCUCCCCCCGCCCCAAUAGCGGAACCUUGCGGAAACAAUAUUAUCCAUAUCACAACAAAAACAAUUAAAAGGAUAUACUGGAAAGAUAUUUUGUGUCAUGACUCUUAGAAUACCUUACUGUAGUUAAAAAAAAGCCUUGCACUGAAAUCAGCUUAAGGACACAACCCCCCACCCCCCCAAGACUCAAGACCGGUUCCUUCCCCUCCGGUUUCAUCCCUGGGUCCGCCCCUGCGAUUGUAAUACAAUCAACAUGUAAACGUUUAGCAUUACUGAAGUAAAACAGGACUGCGGAGUCUAACCUAUCGGGUAAAUACGUUAUCACUAAAGAUUAUGAAAAUAAAAAAAUUGGUUUUGCAACAUGAAUAUUCACAUAGCAUCAACUAAAUCGAAUGUAAACAUUCGGGCCAGUGUAAGCGAUUCUAUUCAAUGUGUUUGCUAGACAUUCAUGCGGGAAUUCAUUCGUCUCGAUUUAACUAGCUCAAUGUAAUCAUGCUGUCUAGUUAACAUGUUGCUAGCCUUAUUGCAAUGAGUCUAGCUGAAAACAUGACAAAUUUUUAAAAAUACGUGCUAGAUAUUGUGCUUUUUGUUAGGGGUUGAAUUAUUGACAACAAUUCUUACUAAAAAUUGAUCAAUAAUACUAAUUUUUCAUAAUUGCAAAAAAAUUCUGAAUUUUUUUUUGUUACAUUUCUGAAAACAACAAAAUUUAGAAAUCAAAAUUUAUUACUUAUUAGCAGCAGGUUUCAAUAACAGAUGUAAGUAAGCCUAUAUAUUGCUACGAUCGCGAUGGGCUGCUGUUAUGGGCGUUCCUGCGUCAUUUCGGCCCGUCUGUUCCUUCCCCUCUUCCCUGUCAUCCUCUCCUGCGACAUCCUACCCUUUGGCAAUGCACACAAUCUCAUGUCUGCCUCGCGCGAUAUAUUACUCUUUGGCGGCGCAACAACCUGCCGCGAAUUGUGUUACCACAAGCCGCUGUAAUGCAGCUUAAAAGCAUUCUGGCAUACUUAUCGGAGCGUUUUGGGAAAAAAAAUACUGGUGUGUUUAUCGAAGUUCUUUGAGCAACCACUGCAUCCCUCGACAGGACUCACGAUGCGUUUCUCGGCACUUCGACAGCAAAGGUCGCGCGAUAUCUCAGAGACUUGCCCGAUUGUUCUGGACGGGAAGCCGAGGGCUUUAUAAGGAGGUGAGGCCGACGUCAGAAUGAGUCAGAGUGAGUCUGAGUGUGGGUCGAGGAGUGGAACCCAGAGCAAGGUGAGUAACUCCCAUUGUGGGCUGGGAGUGGUGAGUGAGUCUGAGUGGGAGCGAAGACCCGAUUGACGAGUGUGACAGUCUACUUGUGAGCGGGUGGCGAUUUCCGAGCAAAGAAAGUGACGGGACCAUAGUGUGCGACUGAGUGGCGUGUGAGUCUGUGCGAGUGGUCAGGUGCGAGGUAAGAGGUGAACCACUGUUGAGCCUUGCUCCAGUGAAGAGUGUGAGCUGUGAACUUGAGGAACAAUUAGUGACUUGUGGACAGAUAUCAUGAGUGUACAUUUUGUUAGUUUGUAAAUAGCAGUGAAUAAAGAAAACCAUAAUUGACCUAAUUGAGCUAUCCUUAACGAACCCUGUUUCUGCUCACGAACUCGUAACAAUAUGCUUCUUUUAAUAUCUCCCAACCUGAAUACCACUAACACUCAAUGUAAUCGAUCUGCUUACUGAACUAUUUAUAGAUUUAUACAUGUAUUUAUACUACUUAUGCACACUUUCAUUUCAGCAUUGAUUUGGGUUGAUAUCGGAAUACUAUGAAACAAGUCAUUUACAAUGUAUACUUAACAGAUUCAAAAAAUUGAUAGUCUAAAGAAAUACAUAGACAAAAGGAUUUAUAAAUUUUCAAGAAAAGUAUCAGUUCGUAACUUAGAAACAUAUGUAACAAUUUUCAUAGAUUAGUACAUUUAUUUAUUGUUGUAUUAAAAUAUAUAUAAUAUUAUUCGCACACUUAUAUAUGUAAUAACUUGUAGCAUGUUUUUCAUUUAAAAAAAGAUGCAUCAGUAUGACAUGAAACAAUCUUUAUAUAGGCUACCUAGCGUGUCCUUAAAUACUUAUAUACUUUUCAAAACUGAGCAGGACUUAAAAUAUUGCUAUUGUCUCCGUACGCAGGUUAACUAUACACAUGCAAAGGAGGAGAGGGGUGUUUAUUAAUACUAUAUACAUGCAGGAAGAAUUCUAUAUACCAGCUAUAUUGGUAUGAAUGGCCAAAGAGGGUAAAAUAAAUUAAUGUUUGUGAAAGAUACCCUUAUAAACCACACUUUGGAGGCCCUCAGAGGCCUUGGUGCAACCGCUACGAUGGUUUGCUCACAUGUAAUAAUUUUUAUUUAUUCUAUAUACUUGUAGGAAGGUCCCUAUAUGUCAGCUCUAUCGGUAUGGAUGGCCAAAAGUGGUGAAAAAAAAUAAUGUUUAUAGCAAAAGCCUUAAAAACCACACUUUGGAGGCCC